UUUAACCUGUGGCCAGGGAUGCAGUCGCGCUUGUCAUCAUCAAAAUGUGUGGGAUGCGACCUACGACCUAGAACGAGAAUAAAUUACCAUUAAGUGAAUGCUGUGAUAACGACACCAGCAGUUUUCUGUCACAGGUAUAAAGACACUCGUUGACGCACUAAAUAUACGGCUUCCGAUGUCCCAAAUCUCCGAGAAGAUUUGUCUCUCACGCAGUCUAUGGUGAGGUGAGUGGAUACCUUGUUUUGACAACUUCCAUCCAAAGGUUUAGGAGAAUAAGAAGAACCAACCUAUGAUAAGGUGAUGGGGAGGCUGAAACACAUUGAUGCAUUUAUGCAGGCACUGUAUUGCUGUCUUAUUUACUGUUUUACGCACAAAGACCAUUGGGAGUUUUGCAAUAUUACGGACGUAUUUUCAGUGGAAUAGCCAGCUCAUGUAGCCCGAAUAGUGAAUUUUAUUGGAAGUCAUGCUACUCCAGCAUUACUGUGGUUUCUUGGACAAUAGAACAUGUAUUUACACAUUACCCGGGAAAAAGUGAAUUCUCAAUUAUAACAGAGAAAUUAAACUCCGACCAGAUCCAGUGAAUAACUCAAUAUCAGAAAUCUCUGUUCGCCCAUAUUUUCUCCUGCAUUAGUGCUUGUGAAACAAAGCAAAUCCAAAGAUACCCUUUCAGAUCAGUGACGAACCACAUCAAAAAUAUACAGUAUGUCCAGAACGCUGAAAAAGAAGAAACAUUGGUCCAGCAAGGUGCAGGAGUGUGCUGUGUCAUGGGGAAGCCUCGGAGAAUUCGGCAAUGUGGUGGAGGUGCUGGGGGGUGCUGAACACGGAGAGUUCCCUUACCUGGGCCAGAUGAAGUUGGAUGUGAUGUUGUGCCACGUCGGUACAAUGCCCUAUUUCGGUGACGUUUUGUUGGAGAUCAACGGAACACCCGUCAGUGGACUUACAAACCGCGACACGCAUGCUGUCAUUCGCCACUUUCGGGAGCCCAUUCGUUUGAAGACCGUCAAACCAGGGAAGGUUCUGAACACAGACCUGCGCCACUACCUAAGCCUGCAGUUCCAGAAGGGCUCGUUGGAUCACAAGUUGCAGCAGGUCAUCCGAGACAACCUCUACCUGCGCACCAUCCCCUGCACCACACGGCUGCCCAGAGAAAGGGAGGUACCGGGUGUGGACUACAACUUCAUCAGCGUGGGAGACUUCCGUAUCCUGGAGGGGAGUGGCCUUCUGCUGGAGAGUGGAACCUACGAUGGUAACUACUAUGGGACCCCAAAGCCCCCAGCGGAGCCCACCCUGGUACAGCCUGACCUGGUGGAUCAGGUGCUGUUUGAUGAGGACUAUGACAACGAGGUCCAGCGAAAACGCACCACGUCAGUCAGCAAGAUGGACAGGAAGGACAGCGUGGUCCCUGAGGAAGAAGACGAUGAUGAGAGGCCACCUCUGACCAACGGCCUCCCAGCAUAG
Messenger RNA from Oncorhynchus tshawytscha (Chinook salmon), 1458 nucleotides. Its product is annotated as membrane-associated guanylate kinase, WW and PDZ domain-containing protein 3-like. The transcript is spliced from 5 exons. Gene Ontology annotation, cellular component: cytoplasm. Lineage: Eukaryota; Metazoa; Chordata; Actinopteri; Salmoniformes; Salmonidae. Gene Ontology annotation, molecular function: protein binding. Gene Ontology annotation, biological process: signal transduction. Bases 703 to 1458 code for a protein of 251 amino acids. The record is from RefSeq and is a predicted model, not a curated record.